Messenger RNA from Penicillium soppii, 741 nucleotides. RefSeq names its product Appr-1-p processing. The transcript is spliced from 3 exons. NCBI's taxonomy places the organism in Eukaryota, Fungi, Ascomycota, Eurotiomycetes, Eurotiales, Aspergillaceae. The coding region runs from base 1 to 741 and encodes 246 amino acids. Gene Ontology annotation, biological process: peptidyl-glutamate ADP-deribosylation. The record is from RefSeq and is a predicted model, not a curated record.
AUGUCUGAUGAUCUUCAAGCUAGCGCCGCUGUAGGCGAUGCUACCAAUCCCUGCUCUUUGGUGCAUCAAUUUUUCACCACUGAUACGAGCUUCAUCCAGGAGACCCCUGGAGACCUUUUCGAUGCACCGGAUGGUGCAGCAAUUAUCCACGCAUGUAACUGCAAGGGAGCCUGGGGCGCCGGCAUCGCAGCCAUAUUUCGGAAGAACUACCCUGCCGCGUUUGAAGUCUACGUCCAGCACUGCCGGGCUUUCAAAGAAUCCCCUUCCUCUCACAACAUUUAUGACCUUGUAUAUUCGAGAGUAUCCCGUUUCCGUUCGGUAAAUCUUCCUCUCGGCACCGCACUCAUUAUCCCACCCCAGGAGAGGGACAUUGCUAUCCACUCCCGUCGCCACUGGGUUGUUUGUCUCUUUGCCUCUGACGGCUACGGCCGUCACGUCGAUUCCUCGGAGAAGAUUUUGAGCAGCCUCUCUGCUGCUCUGAAGCACCUCAACGAGCAACUUAUAUUGCUGAGAAUGCAAGCCCAACGCACCGGAAGCGAACACCCUCUGUCUCUGUAUUCCAAUCGGUUCUGUACCGGGCUGUUCCACGUGCGCUGGGAACUAAUUUGUGAUAUGAUCAAUUCCAUUGGUCUACCGAUCAAUGUCUGUUUCCCUUACACGGCUAGCACCACUGGUGGUCGUCGCGGUCGUCUCCCCGUGCGCUUGCGCUCCACUGAGGGGAAUGAGACUGGUGGUCAGUGA